Molecule: messenger RNA, 342 nt
Organism: Scutellospora calospora
Lineage: Eukaryota; Fungi; Glomeromycota; Glomeromycetes; Diversisporales; Gigasporaceae
Source: the annotation of a GenBank genome assembly
AUGCCUUUCACUAAAGAACAAUACCAAGCUUACUAUCAAGCCCACAAGGAAAAACUAAACCAAAAAAGAACCGAAAGAAGGAAAUUAACUAGGUUGAGACAAAUUAAUCAAUCCCGGGUUGAGACACCUAGCCUAAGUCAGGUUGAGACGGGGUUGAGACAAUUUAAACUUUCGGAGGUUGAGACAAACCAAUUAGAAAAUAUUAGGUUGGGACAGGUUGAGACACUAAAAAAAGUUAAUAGUGAGGUUGAGACACAGAAAAAGGUUGAGACAGCCCGGGAAAUGUCCCAACCCAUAGAGAAGGUUGAGACAGGCAAGCAGGUUGAGCCAAUUAAACUCUGA